GAGGUGCCUUAUUGCUAUUAUGAACUGGUUACCAACGGAAUUAGAGUAGUAAAAAGAAAUGUUUUGUCAUACCCGUGGCAUACGGUCUGAUAUACCACAGCUGUCAGUUUAUAAUAAGAACUAUCUAGUCUCUGCUACUAUUACUUAAUUUCAGAUGUUAUAUUGCCACCUAGUGGUUUAUUGAAACAUGCAUGUACAUGUAUUAUUUACCCACAUUUCCAGCACUAAACCUACCUCUGUUUAAGUAAUCAUUCAAAGCAAUGUAAUACCAGCGUAUAUGUUUUCACCUAUUCAAUGAUGUUUGAUCAGAGAUUAUAUCAAUUCAAACGGGGCCCCCAGUCUUUUGCGGUACUCUGGAUCCUUUGAUUGAGUCUGGUGUUAAUUAUAUAGGGCAAGUUACUCCUUGCAUAUAUUUUUUCUAUUCUCUGCUUUGUAUUGUUUUUAGACCAAAUGACGACAGUCACACGUAAUCAGGUCCUGUCACUGUAUAUUAGGGUAUUUCGGAUCGCCUGGGGUGCAGUCCCACAAGACACUGUGAGCGACAGAAGGUACAUUGUCCAGGAGACCCAGACCCUCUUCAGACAGAACCAACAGUUGACAGAUCAGGAAUCAAUAAAGAAGUGCUUAGCAGAAUGUGAGGCAAGGAUAGAAAUUGGUCUUUAUUACAGGAAUCCCUAUCCAAGACCUAUCUACCUGCCUAUAAUGGGACUGGCAACCCAGAAAGGCGGUAAGCUGAAAGCAAAGCAACGCAUGAGGAAGCAGGCCAAGCCAGUUUACUUACAGUCACAUGAGGACAGCUGAUACUACAGCUGAUACUAGAUGAACUCUAUAUUCUUGUGAAGGGUUUAUGUUACCAAGGACAGGAGGAGAGUCACUGGCUGAUCUCAGGAGUUGAGUUGAAAAUCCAUCUUAUAUAUUGGCGGAAAAAGUCAUUUAUUUCCAUUGUUCAUCACGCAAAUCAAUGUUCAUCAAGCACAUUGCAUUGUAAAUUGCACUGUAGCAUUCAAUCCAUUACGUCUAUGCAACAGUAUACUGUACCAAGUAUAUUUAUGCAUGUGAUUCCUGACAAGAGCUGUUGUGGAUGUCAGCAUUGUCUGUCCUGUAAGAUGGGUAGCCAUUAAGAUUUAUGAUACUAUUUUGAAUAUAUUUAUAAUUUCAAUAAAUUGAGUUUUGAAAAGCA
This is a messenger RNA of Salmo salar (Atlantic salmon), 1180 nucleotides long. RefSeq names its product LYR motif containing 1 (gene lyrm1). The record is from RefSeq and is a predicted model, not a curated record. Gene Ontology annotation, cellular component: mitochondrion. NCBI's taxonomy places the organism in Eukaryota, Metazoa, Chordata, Actinopteri, Salmoniformes, Salmonidae.